AUGGCGACUUCUCCUCCCUCCAAUACCGACUCACUCUAUCGGCAAUUCACUCAGAAACCGAUCAACAGAUCUCCUUUCGAUGUCCCCAUAACUAUAACUGAUCGCAAUGGUACACUUAUCCAUGAGCAAGAAGGCCAGGAACUACUUUACACGAUAGUUACCCACAAUGACGUUGAAUUUCUCGAGAGAUACUUCGCUAUUGACCCUCGGGCCAUCCCAAACCUUUUCCAGCUUCCUGAUGGUGACGAAGCCAUUUGUGACUUCGGCGAUUGGUUCCGUUUCGCAGCCGAAAGUGGCAGUCUCGGCACACUCCAAACGCUUUUGGCUUACACAACGAAAGGACUUGAUAAGACGAAACCUAUCAGGUUGAUGAGGGCCAAUUUCCAGCUCUUGAAUGUGGCCGCCCAAUUCGGGCAUAUUGAGAUCGUGCAAUGGCUCCUCGACACCCAGCCACUGUACGCCAGUAUUCACGAUCGAGACUUUAGAGGCUUUACAGCGCUUGCGGCCGCUGCGGAUCUCUUUUCAUUUGCAUAUUAUCUUUCCCCACCCUGGAACGAGAUCUGUUAUGAGAAUAAUAAGGCGGUAAUAAAUCUACUGCUUGAUCAUGGCGCCUGCGCUUCUGAUGUUGUCCACCCGACGAACGAUAAGGGUCAAAAGCGCCCUAGUGUUCUAACUUUGGCUGCGCAGUGGGCAAGUACCGAUUUACUUGAAAGGCUCAUCGAUGGAGGCGCCGACGUCCAUUACAAGGUAGCAGCAGGCUCAUGGGACCUGGGCUUUGGGUCUCAACGUGAUUUACCCGUCGAGGUGGAGGUCACUGCACUGUUUCUUGCAUCGUUCCGAGCAAACCCCAGCGGCGUCAAGACUCUGGUUGAUCGCAGAAAUGAUGGAGUUAGUAUCACCGGCAUGGUGUGCUCUCCAGACUGCGUUGGAAGCCUCCCUCUUCACUGGGCGGCUCGAAACCAAUUACCGGAUGCGCCUAGUGCUAUCCCAGCAUUGAUGCUCCAUGAGAGAGCUGGAAAUAUCACCCGCACCAUUGAACAGCUCUUAGACUUCGCUCCCACUACGGUCAACACCCAAGAUAAUGACGGAAAUACAGCAUUACAUUACGCCACCCAAUACUUCGGCAAGAAUGGCAAGAUGUAUACACCUAUCUUCGAACUCCUAUGCAGCCGCGGUGCGGAUGCCGCCCUUCGCAAUUACAAGGAUGAGACGCCUCUACAUACUUUGUUCCAGAGCUAUAACGACGACGCACCUAUUGACCCAGUCACUGUAUCGCUUUUGCUCACCCACGGCGCCAAAACUACAGACGUUGAUGAUGCUGGAAACACGCCACUGCAUGCUGCGUGCUCUAGCGUAAAGUUUGGUAGCGAUGCUAUCUCACUCUUGCUCCAGUAUGGCGCUGACCCUGUUCUGCGAAACUCCAAGCAAGACACACCUAUCCAUACAAUUGCUUAUUUUCGUUGCCCCCGAGACAAGUCACGCAGUGAAGCGGAUGAGCUUAUGAGAGCACAAGAUGAUAUACUAGAUACAGUGGUGAAAGCUGGAGGGGCGCAACUGAUGGACCUCCAAAACGGAGCUGGGAAAUCGGCUCGACAGAUAUAUGAUGAUUCCAGGGCGGAGUGGCUUGAUGGUGCUCGCGGGAAAUAG
Messenger RNA from Fusarium subglutinans, 1647 nucleotides. RefSeq names its product ankyrin protein. Gene Ontology annotation, molecular function: protein binding. The record is from RefSeq and is a predicted model, not a curated record. The transcript has a single exon. Lineage: Eukaryota; Fungi; Ascomycota; Sordariomycetes; Hypocreales; Nectriaceae. Bases 1 to 1647 code for a protein of 548 amino acids.